Messenger RNA from Adineta steineri, 4941 nucleotides. NCBI's taxonomy places the organism in Eukaryota, Metazoa, Rotifera, Eurotatoria, Adinetida, Adinetidae. The record is from the annotation of a GenBank genome assembly.
AUGACGACAUCUAAGACUGGUCGAACUUCAUUCUCUUCCUCAUCUACUGCUUUACUUGCUGUCCCUUAUUCAGUAACAUCUGGUGAAUUACAUAAUUUUGAUUUAACUACAUCAUCUCAUUUAAUUUCAACUGGUUCAUCUUCAGAUCCUGCUUAUUUAUUCAGCCAAUUAAAAAGUACUGAAUGGAUACAAAGAUAUGGUCUUAAAUCUCAAAAAUUAACCUUUGAUCAAAUUCUUCAAAAUAUUGGAUUCAAACGUGUUGAAGGUUUUGAUCCUGUUGUUGGUAAGACUAUCAGCGCAAAAUAUGCUGGUAAUCUUUAUAAUGAAGUACAACAUGAUAAUGGUGAUCGAUACGUUUUAACAUGUCGCCCAGAGAAAUUACGUGAAUAUGUUAAUCGAUUACAAAAAAUAUUACAUUUAUUAAGAAAACGUUUAAUGUUUAUAACUAACGGAUCACGUCGUUUAUUUGGAAUAAUUGGUGAUCCAAGUGUAUGUCUUGUAUGUGAUUGUAAAACAUUUGAUUAUCGAUUAUUUAAUCAAUUUCAAGCAGCUAUAGCAAGUUUAAUUAAAGAACAAAUUACAAAAAUUAAAAGAUUUAAUAUUAUUUGGGUGUCGAAUGAUAAUGAACAAUUUCGAGCAGAACCAGUGGAUGUUAACUCAACGAAUAUUGAUCAAGCUAUUGAUUGGGUAUAUGAUCGAAAAUGUCCUCGAAAUAAAAUAUCACUAAGUGCAACGUGCGAAGCAGUUCUUAAAGGAUUUACUAAUGAUGUUCAUAGUAUAUAUUUAAUAAGUGAAGGUGAUUCAUCAGAUUAUGCUCGUGAAAUGUUACGUGACAAUAUUGUUAAAACACGUCUUUCAUCUAAUCCUUCAAAACCAUUACAUGUUGUUUCAUUAUUUUGUCAUAAUAAUGAUACACAAACAUUUCUUCGUUCAAUUGCUCAAUCAGCGGAUGGAAGUUAUUUUUGUUAUAAAAUUAAAAGUGAAAUAUCUGAUUUAAAAGCACCAGCAAAUUUGAAUGAUCCAACGCGAAUUAAAUUACAAGAUGAUAAAUUACAAAUUGGUACAAAUGCUUUAACACCUUUAUCAGAAUAUCCAAUUGAUAUAACAUUGAUGUAUAAGGAAAUUAUCGAAUGUCAAAGUAUAAGUGAUCGUAUAGAAAAAAUUCUUGGUUUUGUACGAGAUGAAAGUCAAAUUCCAGUACAAUCAUUUGCAACAACAAAAUCAUCAGAAGCAUCUAAUACAUCUGGUGAUAAAAAUAUUCAACGUGGUCUUGUUGUUCCAUCAACAACAUUAUUUAAUAAUGAGGAAAAUGAUAUGACAUCAGCUGAGUGGUUAAAAAUUUUUGGAAUAGAUGCACAAAAACUUGAUUUCUUUUCGGUUCUUCAAUCAGCAGCAUUUAAACAUUGUGAUGGAGUUGUGAGGGUAUUAAAACCACCAAAUGAUUCUGAUCAAGUCACUGACAACACUCCAGCUAAUCCACAAGAUAAAUUGAUAAAUGCAAUAUAUUGUGAUCAAUUUGCCCAUGUCGCAUGGCCAGAUGGAACGAUUCGACAUGUUCACGUUACCCCAGAACUUCAUCGUGAUUAUGAAAGACGAAUACGGAGUUUACUUGAAAAAAUAAAAGCAAGAUUAAAAUGGUUAAAGAAAGGCAGUCGUGAAGUAUUCGGUACUGUUUUGGAAAAUAAUAUUUAUGUUCUAAUUGAUACAUCACAAAGUAUGCAACAUCAUUUGGGUUUUGUUAAAGAAAAACUUCGUCUACUUAUACAAGAUCAAUUAUCUGCUAAAGAACGUGUUAAUAUGGUUGCAUUUAAUACUGCAACAAAUCCUUGGCGUGAUCGUUUAACAAAAAUUAGUGAUUCAACAAUAGGUUCACAACUUCAAUCAUGGAUUGAUGGACUUCAUGCUGAAGGAUCAACAAAUACAUUAGCUGCACUUCGUUUUGCACUUGCUGAUUCAGCUACUGAAGCUAUUUAUCUUCUAACUGAUGGACGACCUGAUCAAAAUGAACGACAUAUUCUUUCACAAGUUCAAUAUCGUCAAACAGUUCCAGUGCACACAAUAGCGUUUAAUUGUCAAGAUCAAACAGCAAAUCAAUUUCUUUUUGAUUUAGCUAAACAAACAGGUGGACGUUUUCAUGCAUUUCAAUAUGGAAUCAAUAAACAAACAACAAUUGAAAUACCCGAGAGUGAAGAUGUUGGAAGUCUUAUGCGAGAAUUAACUCGUGGUCAAAAAGAAUUAGAACGUAUAGCUGGUUUACGUGAUGAAUGUUUAGGACAAGCAUGGCCACGUGAAAAUCUACCACCAAAAACAACAAAACAUAAAAAUCGUCAGACUAAUAAUGAUAAUAAUUCAGCAUUGUUACAAUUUAAAAGUCAGAGUGCACUUGACAUUACAGCUCGACCACCUAGUGCUACAAUGUCACAACGAACAGGUAAUAAAAAAAAACGUCCAACAACAACUCAAAAUCGUAAAGCACCAAGAUCUCGAUCAGCAAUUAAUGUAUACGAAUCAAAUGAUGUUCUUAAAAUAAAUUAUAAUCAAUGGCUUUUACCAGAAACAGAAGUAUAUUUACACGGAAAUAAAGAACAAUCAACAUCUGGUACAGAAAAUGAACAACAAGCAGAAGUUGUGCCAUCUGUGACAGAAAAAAUUCCAACUCCAUAUGAUGAAGUAAAAGCUUAUUUAAAAAAGAAUAGUUUAGUUGCAAAAGCUUUAACUAUCUUCGAUGUACUUUAUCCAACAUCCGUUACGGUUAAAGAACCACGCCAUAUUCAAGUUAUUGAUCGUUAUGUUUUAUCUAAAGUUUGGGAUGAUAUUUUACCAUUGGCAUAUGGAUCUUAUGCUGGUAAAUUACGUUUAGUAAAUCAUUAUGCAGUUGAUUUGGAAAAAUAUGAAAAUAAACUUAAAGAAUUACUUGUUAAUUAUCAUAUAUUUACGUCAAAAUUUAUUUGGAAACAUUUAAGCAUUGAAGAUAAACGAAGACUUGGUCCACAUAUUUAUUGGGUUAGUUUAUCAAACGAUGAACAAAAUAAAUUUGAAAAAAGUAUACCUAAAGAUGAACAUACCAGUGAAAGUGCAUUAGAAAGUUAUGCUUGGCGAAAACUAACUGAUGCUGAACAAACGAAUUUAUUAGAGAAACCUUUAGUUUAUCAAGAUAAAAAUCAAGCUUUCUUAAAAACUGUAUUAAAAGAAGCUGGAGCAGAAUCAGCAUAUAGUGCAGUUACUCGUAUGGAUACUGAAAUACAUCGUGCUAUUAAAUUUUUACAAAUCUCAACUGAUUUACGUAAAUUACAAAAACGAGCUGAUGUGGAAUCAAAAGUAGAAGAACCACCAAAAGGUCCACGAAGACCAUCCGUAGAUCGAACUUCUGGUCAACGUUUUAUAUGUCGUUUUGAUGCUGAUGGAUUCUUUUAUGCCUGCAUUGUAAUAAGAAUUACAAAUGGCAAAACUAUUGUUCGAUUUGAUAUGGGUAUUGAACAAGACGCAACUGGACAUGUUCUUUUACCAAUAACUGGUGCAAUUGCUCAACCACAUUUAUUUGUAAAUGAUUAUGUAUUUGUUCGUCUAAUGAAUAAUAACGAAGAAUUUUGGGCACCUGGUAUUGUUAUGGUUCUUCCAUCGCCAGUCUCUCCACAACCAUCUUUACAUAUGGUACAAAUAUAUACUCCACGUUCAUAUCAAGUUCAUGUACAUCGUCGUGAUCUACUUAAAAUAAGUUUAGGACUUUUUCAACGAACUCUUUUAUAUCUUCAAAAUAUUCAUCAUAUACAUACAACAUUUGUUGGCGGUACGAAUGGAUCAACAACAAUUUCAUCAAACUCAUUAGAAGAUACUCUACGAAAAGGACUUGAACCAUUAACAAUUAAAAUUAACCAUUAUCAUGAAACGCAUACUAAAAAUUAUGUUCAACUUAAAACGACACUUGAAUAUCAAAGGGAUGCAAUUUACGAUUUACAAGAGCAAACACAAAAACCAAAUACUAAACCAGAUAUUAAACAUAACCAAACUCAAACAAAUGAAAUUCCAGUAAAACCAUCAAAGCCUCCAAAACCACCAAAGCCUCCUAAACCAUCAACUCCUCCAUAUGUACCAACACCUACACCCACACCUACACCCACACCUACACCAACACCCACACCCAAACCUAUAGAUUUCAUUGAACCAAAUACAGAUGUAUAUGCUGUAUGGUUUGAUUAUGGUGGAUUUGUUUAUCCGGGCACUGUAUUAGAAAAACAAACUGAUUCAAAUAAAUAUCGUGUUCAACGAAAAGAUUUAUCUCAUACUUAUUGUUUUAUUUUACGAGAACAUAUAUUUCUUCAAUCACAACGUACACGUUUAGAUAAAUUAAAACCUAAAUCAUGCGCUCUUAUUCAAUAUCCAAAAGAUUUUCGUCAAUGUUGGCGACCUGCAGUAGUACUUAAACAUGAACAUUCAAAAAUACAUGUUCGCUUUUAUGAUUGUAUUGAUGAAAUAUUUCCCGAUCAUGAAUCUGUAAUACCAAUAACUACAGACCAAUUUGCAUAUUAUGCAAAAUGUCGUAUUGAUUAUGAAACUUCUCUUAUAAAUCAAGUUAUUGUUGGUUUAAAUAAUGAUCAAAAAAAAUUUAUGUUAGGUACGAUUAUUGAUCGAGUUGAAUCCGGUCAUAGAUAUUUAAUUAAAUGGUGUGAUGAAACAGAAAGUUAUCAAGAAGAAGAACAUUUAUUUGGAACGUUUAGUACACAUAAUGAACAUCAAAUUAAUUAUUAUGUUUUAGCUGUAGAUGGUGAUCAAUAUAUUUAUAAACCAGCUCGAAUUAAAAAAAUAUUAAAUGAUAAAAGAACAUUAAAUAUUCGUUUUCUUGAUGCUGAUCAACAGAAUAGAGAAGUCGAAGUGCCGUCUGCCGCUACAUUUGUAAUUACUGAAGCGUACUAUAAAGAGAUUAUAAAGCGAUUACAUGAAUGA